Molecule: messenger RNA, 1941 nt
Organism: Lathyrus oleraceus (garden pea)
Lineage: Eukaryota; Viridiplantae; Streptophyta; Magnoliopsida; Fabales; Fabaceae
Exons: 8
Coding region: 505-1350 (281 amino acids)
Molecular function (GO): RNA binding
Source: RefSeq, a predicted model, not a curated record
CCAAACCCGGCUGUCCUCCUCUGUCUACUUUUUCCCGUUCCGUUCUCUCUCUCUCUCUCUUUUCCGUUACUUGCUCCUGUUCGUUUUCAACAUCUUUUUCUCAUAAUAAUAACACACUUCCUUUUCACAACGCAUCCAAAAUCUAAAUUUAAGAUUAGAAUGAAUAACUUCCACUUUCCUUCUCUUCCUCCACCCUGUCAUCACACAUCAUCAUCAUCAUCAUCAACCAUUUUUCAUUAAUACCAAUUUCUUUCCACUCUCUCUAACCUUUUUCUUUCCUUCCCAUUUCUAGGGUUUUUCAUUCUUCCCUUUUCCCCUUCAAUUUUUUCACUCUCUCUCUCUCUACCUUGUUCUAUUUAUACUCAUCCACACGCACCCACUCUCUCUCUAUAUUUAAUUUUCAUAAUUCCGUCUUGAUUUUUGUUUUUUUUGUUGUUGUGGUUGUUGUUGUUUUUGUGGGUGCGUGUGGAAGUGAAGAAUAGUGAUUGAUAUAUAAACAAAAAAAUGGCGUAUCAAUCGAUUCAGGGUCCGAGUUCGGGAUCGAGUUCGAGUUCAGGGUUUCAAUUGUUGAAUUCUCCGUUUGGAGAUACCACUUAUACUAAGGUAUUUGUUGGGGGAUUGGCGUGGGAGACGCAGAGCGAAACUAUGCGCCGUUACUUUGAUCAAUUUGGGGAUAUUCUUGAAGCCGUUGUUAUUACUGAUAAGAAUACAGGAAGAUCUAAAGGCUAUGGUUUUGUGACUUUCCGUGAUCCAGAAGCUGCUAGGAGAGCCUGUGCUGAUCCAAGUCCUGUUAUUGAUGGUAGAAGGGCUAACUGUAAUUUGGCUUCGCUUGGUCGUCCGCGACCUCCUAUCCCUUAUGGACGGAUAAGACCAGCAUCCCCUUAUGUUGGAAGUUUGCAACCAGCUCGUGGUGCUUACGUUGGAAGUUAUGGCUACCAGCAACCACUUUCCUAUGGCUAUCAACAAGGAAUGGUUUAUCCUCCUUAUGGGUAUACGGCAUAUGGACCUGAAUACGUCUACCCACAGAGUAUGUACAACCCUUACGUGGGUCAACAAUACCUUCAGAUAUAUGGCGUGCCGGGUGGGGCGAACACAGCCAUUUAUCCUUAUGGACAAUUGGGUCAAGCUAUUCCUGGCGGUCAUGGUUAUACAGCAAUGCAGGGUUAUACAGUACCAGCUCAUCAGAUUGUUCCCUAUGGUGGAUCCAAUGUUAAUGCAAUGACAACUUCACCUGUGCCUGCCAUUCAAGCCUCAUAUCCUAGCGGAAUCGGUGCACCCGUUCCAGGCCAACAAUUUAUUGUUUCUCCUCAGUUCAUACAAGGUAGCGGUCCUGACCAAACAGCUGGUUGAGGGGGCGAUUAAGAUAUCCUUAGUUUGCAGCAGGACUAAGAGCAGUGGAACUGCUACUUGAGUGGCGGGCUUCUAAUCUAGCCUUGCAAGUAUUUAUUUUGCAUUCUAGAGGUCAUAUAGUCAUGCUCACAAAGUUGUGUCUGAGUCAGCUCCAGAUGGCGAAGGAAAAUGGAACACGCAGGCUGCUUCUUCCAUUUGGACGUUUACGCUACCGUAUUUAUACCUAAUACUACUGGUACUCAAGAAGAGUGGCGGUAGUAUUGGAUCAAUGGUUGUUAGAAAAGGUUUCUGGCAGCCAUGUAGAAAUAAAACUUGUGUAAAAAGAAAAUCACGUCUGAAUCAAAUUAUGAUUCUCUUUAGUCCUCCUGUCCAUUAUUGGGUUUGUAGAUAGUUAUCAUCGAUGUUCAUGUCGAUGGAUGGUCCAUCACAUCGAAUAUGACUUUUGUGCAUAGUAGUUAUCAUAGGUUCGGUUCCACCACAAGACACGGUUGUAAUUUUAUGAUUUUAUGCAGAACCUGCCGUUAAUGCAGGGUAGACCCAUUAGAGAAGAUUGCAUUGUAGUGUUCAUAUUUUACCAUCAGCAUUCAGUCA